GUGUUAAGUCAUCGGAUUGAAGGGACACGACGUAUGACCUCCCACCCAGUCCUUCCACUGUACUUACUGGGCUGUCAGGAUGGGUCAGUGGUUGUACGAGAGUGGCGUCAUAGCUCCAUCGUGGCCCGGCCUCGUCCUGGUGGCACUUUCGCCAAGGUUGCACGUGUCCGCUUCAACCAGCAAGGAAACAAAUUUGGCGUUAUUGAUGGCGAUGGAAACUUGUCCCUCUAUCAACUAGGUUUAGCAUCACAAGUCAACAAACAGUUCUAUACUCACCAGUGCCAUAAUAAGCAUGGCAGUGACUUUGUCUUCAUUGGGUCAUCCAGCCUCAUUGCAACAGCUGGACAGUCCUCAGAGCAUCGUAAUGUUGCACUCUGGGAUACUUUGAUGCCACAACGAAAAGCAAAUGUUGUCUCUUGGACUUGUCAUGAUAAUGGGGCUUCAGCUUUGCUCUACGCUCCACAACAUCAAGUUAUCCUGUCUGCUGGCAAGAAAGGAACAGUGUGCAUCUUUGAUGUCAGACAGCGAACUCUACGACAGAAAUUCCAGGCCCAUGAUGCUGCAAUCAAGUGUAUGGCAUUAGACCAAAGUGAAGAAUUCUUCUGCACAGGAUCAGCUGAUGGUGAUAUUAAGGUAUGGGGACUUUCCAUUCAUAACCUCAUAUACAACUUGCCCGGUGAGCAUUCACGAUCAUCUUUAUUCAAGAACUUGAGUCAAGGUGUGACACAGCUCCAACUGGACAACAAGAAUCGACUUUUCUCCUGCGGUGCAGAUGGCUCUAUCAAACUAAGACAACUCCCAGAAAGAGAUUUGAAUAUAAGUCUCCUGUAAAGUGCAUCAUUCUAUUUUUUUUGUUUGUUUGUUUUUAGCUUCCCAUUUUUCCUUUUGUAAUCACAAAAAAUAUGCUUUAGUGUGCAUUUAAAGGUGCAUAUGCUUAGCCAAGUUGAUUUCUCCAGAAGAAAAAUGUAACACAAUUUUGUUUCUAUGCAAUCUAUUAAAUAUUUAGGUAUUAGAUCUUUAUAGGAAAAAUAUAACAUUUUUUAAUAGUUUCACAGCUUCAUCAAUAUGUUGUUGUACAUCUAAGGUAGUUUUAGUUGGUGCUAGCAGUGACUCAAAUGAAUUUAAUAUUUUAUGCUGAAGAAUAGAAGAGGUAUGUGCAGCCUCAUUUGUAGGAAGUAUAUAUGUAUAUAUGAAUGACAGUAACAUAUUAAGGCUGUGCGAACAUUACGGUUGAUAUGAGAGAAGUAAGUUUCAGGACUUUUUAAGUAGAGUAUGCCAAUUAUUUUUGUUUUCCUGUGGAAGUAUGGAAAUAACUGGUUUAUGUUCUUCAACUUUCCUGUUUUCCCUCUGGUAUUUAUUAUUAUUUUUAUAAGGUAUGCUGAAAGCAUACACUUGAACCAAGUAUUAUGAGAUAGCUAUAGAUUAUAUUAUAAAAGAGACCACAGUUUUUGUAUAUAUGCUGAGUUGCAUCUCAGGUUAAUAUAUAAAAACAAAGAAAGAAGAAAUAAUCAAUUAAAAUGAAGGAUGUGAUUGAUGUAUUGUUAAUGCAAAUAAUGUGGAAUGUGUGUUUAUGUAUAUGUCUGUGUGUGUUUCUGUAUGUGGUUGUGUGAAAAGGGACUGUAAUAAUGUAGGUGUAUUAUGGGGCCAGUGUUGACACCAUAAUGUGAAUGCAAAUGUACCAUGGCUACUAGCUUAUCUGAUUGCAUGUUAGUCAGGAAUAAUGGUGCAUUUCAGGACACUUAGUAGGAAUGACUAGAUGAGUGUGCAUUUGCCUAAAUAUAUAUACGCAGAAUGGUACAAGCUGAAUGGCUGAAGUACUUUAAUGGUUUUCAUGUAAGAAACUUAUGUUUUAAAGAAUAAUGCGGAACACAAAGCACUGAAUCAAGUGAACACAUUUUUGCUAUCCUCCUUGAAGUCUAUCUGCAAUACCCUUUUUUUUUCUGAGAAGUAAAGUUGUAGUUUGAAGAAACAAAAUGUGGUAUCAGUCAGUUUAUUAAUUGAUUUUGAUUUCAGUUUACCUUGCAUUUUUCUUUAUUUCGAAUAGGCCAUCAUUGCUUCAUAUCUUGUGUUGGUUAUAGGAACAGUAAAAUAUAAUUUUUCUAAUUUGUGGGACAUGAUGAAUAGUCUUGUGUAAGAAAUGGUAUAUUAAUAAGGAUAUAAGAGGCAGUGAAAAAUGUCACUGCACUGAUACUGGCCACCCAUAUUGUGUAUAUUUAUGUACAUACACUGUCAUGUAUAUACACACUUGCACCCACUUUAACAUUUUCAACCAUACUACAGUUCUUGUGCCACUUAGAAUAUUAAUAAAAGUAUUGAGAUUAUGUUAACUCAGAUGUAAAAUGAAAUACAGUUAAGAAUGAGCUAUCUCAAAACCUAUCCUCUUUUGUUUAUAUGUAUAUGACUUUACUUAGGUUUUAGACUUAAAGAAAAUGUUCAGUUUUAAAGUUUUAUUAUAAUAUAUACUGUAUAUCAUAGUUUUUAAAAAAUUAUUUAAUUUGUUAAUCACAAACAUAAAUAUAUAUAAGUAGAUGUUUGUUUAUUCUAACUCAUCUGCUUCAAGUUUUUAAAAAUCACAUAAUUAUUUUUAAGGAAAUUGAAGGAGAGAAAAGCACAUGCAGGGAGAGAGUUUUCUUCUGUGCUGGAAGAAUGAAAAUUAUAGUUGAAUAGAAAUGCUGAUGCUUUUUCCCUUCAUAGUGAAUAGCAGAAUUCAGAUCUGGUUCAAAGUGGAGCUUCAGCAUGUCAUUUCAGUCAAAGUUUGCCUUCCAGUAUAUAUCAUAGUUGAUGAAAGUCUGUCAUCGGCAAGGCAAAACCAUUUAUUUGGUUUUGGAUCACCUUAAUCCACUAUUUUACCGUGUUAUAUACCCUGAAAUAUCAAUAUAUAUGCUGAAAUGUCAAGAAUAAUGUUGUAUUGUAACAAAUGAUUAUAUGACUUUUAUUAAAGUCAUGUUGUAUGGUUGUAGUGGUAGCAGCAGAGUGUAACAGAUUCCUUAUGAUUUUCCUGUUCUCCAACAACAGCAAACCUAGGAAUCAGGUAAUUAUCUUUUGUUGUCAUAGAUUUAAUUCUUGUUUAAAAAUAACACUUUGCUUGGCUGUAUUUUCCUUAGAUUUGUUGAUUGUUUACAAUAAAUACAGCAUGUUUCCAAUAUAGUUAAAAAGAUUGAUCCACUGGAUAUCAUACAUUCCAGAUUUUAUAUUUUUGUCCCAAGUAUUAUAAAGAAAUAAGGUCAUAAUAAUGUAUUGUGAAGGUUAUAUGUAUACAUAGUUUUGUGGAAUGGAUAUAAAUGUUAGAACGAA
Molecule: messenger RNA, 3294 nt
Organism: Penaeus vannamei (Pacific white shrimp)
Lineage: Eukaryota; Metazoa; Arthropoda; Malacostraca; Decapoda; Penaeidae
Source: RefSeq, a predicted model, not a curated record